AUGAUAUCUCAUGAUCCCAAGAUCCCAUUUCUCAUCCAAUCUCUGGAUAUCGCACUUUAUCGCACUUUUGGAGAAAGUGCUAUGUACAGCAGAGAUCAGCAGAGUGUGCAGCUUGCAUGCGCCAUCUUGGAGGCUUGUCGCGACUGUAGCCGGGAUUAUCCGGGCACCAACAGGCUUUCCCGGUCUGUGUCUAGGCCCCCUCCAAGACAAGGCAGAGAACGCUUAGAAACUUCUUGCGGUAAAGCCCGUGAGGUCAAUCAUGUACAGGGUGUGAUCGCACAAUGCACCACCAUGCACCACCCAUUGAAGAUAUUGAAGAGUUUAAGUCAGUUGAGGAACUGGCAAACAGCACCAAAGUAUACCAAAGUAUCAGAACGCCUGUGA
Cladocopium goreaui is the source of this 384-nucleotide messenger RNA. The record is from the annotation of a GenBank genome assembly. NCBI's taxonomy places the organism in Eukaryota, Dinophyceae, Suessiales, Symbiodiniaceae.